AGCAUUUGGUAGCGCUAGCCUUUGUUUCAUUUCCGGCUGCUCUUUGACGUUAAAUGCUGUUCUAUUUUUUAAUUUGGUGAUAGCAUCUUUCUACCCAAUAAUUGACGAACAAUUCAAGCUACAAUCAAAUUACGAACGAUGUAUGAUUUUUUCAAUUUUUUCAAUUUCUUUAGAUUAAAGAUUUACAAUCCUAUCAGAGGGCAAUGGACUGAAGUUCAUAUUUGUUUAGCUGCUUGUUUAUUGUACCAUCUACGUUUACUGAAGUACGCAGCUAGAAAUGAACAAGGUCGAACUUGCUUGCAUUGAUACGGGCUUUGGCUUACGCCUGGCAUUGAAUUGGGUUGAAUUGCUGCCUUGGAAUUGCUGUGUGGUUACGUCCUUGGGGGCCAUAUAUCAAGCUGUGCAUUUGUCAUUUGUAGCGAGGAGGCGUUGUUACUACAAAAAUGCCCAAACGGGUCGAAGCAGCUGAGGCACAAGAGAUUGUGUCCCCAAAGAAGAGAAAACGAGUUCAAAGCAACAGUAGCCCAUCAAGCGGAGCAAAGACUGUAGCGCCACCUCCUGUUGUAAAAUAGUUGACCCUUAUGAGAAUGCCAUUGAAUUUGAAGAAACUGAGUCGACUAAAAGGUCAUCUGCUCAAGACAUGAAACUCUUCCAUCUAACCUGUGACACAAUCAGAAAAUUGAUGAGUCAAAUUGAAGAAUUGAAGAGAUCGCCAGACAAGAACCGGUCCCGGAUCGCCGAGCUGCGCGCGCUGGCCGGACUGCACGUGCUGGCGCUGAAGAAGAUCAACCGUCUGGAGAAGGCGCGCCUGAAGGCGGCCCGCGAGAACACGCACGCCGCCAAACAGCGCGUGGACACGUUCCACCUGACGCUGCAGAACCUGCUCUACGAGAUCGUGCACGUGCGACGAGAGAUCAACCGCUGCCUCGAGUUUAGGUCCCAGGACGAGGACAUCAGUCUGGUCUCUGAGGAGGAGUUCUACCGCGAUGCUCCCGAGGAAAUUAGCCAGCCGUCGUCGACGCGCGAGGACGAACACCGCCGCCACCUGGCGCGCCUGGACUGGGAGCUGGAGCAGCGCCGACGACUGGCCGCCGACUGUCGCCAGCUGGACACGGACAAACGGCGCAUCAGCCAGCGUAUCGGACAGCAGAGGAAGCGGCUCAGCGACCUGGCGCCCCAGCUCGCCGCCGUGCUACAGAGCACGCAGCCGCUGCAAGAGGAGCUGUCGCUGCCGCUGGACCAGCGUCGGCAGCAGCACCGUCUGGCCGCUCUGCUGCCUCGGCCGCUUUACCUGCUCUAUGUGCAGACCACCGCCUACGCCGAGGCCUGCGACUCGUCCAUCAGCGCCACCAUAUGUGGCAGUGAGGAGGAGGCCGUCACCCUGAAAAUGGCCGACCAGAGGGAGUCGGGAGACGAGUCGGAGUCAGACCAGGAGGCAGAGGACGAGGCCAGGAGGAAGAAGCGCCACCGUAAGUCGGCCCGAGACGAGGAGGCCGCCCGUCUGCGCAAACUGCUGCACAAACAUCCGCUGCUCGUGGUGGUGGAGAUCGUCUGCAAGGACCUGGGCCGUCUGGUGCUGGAGUUUGUACACCUCACGCAACUGGGUAUCGUCACCGUCUCGGUCGGCAUCCAAGACUGCGCCGUCACCGGCGCCCUGCUGUCGGCCGAGUCGCUACUCGACUACCUGGAGCCGGGUGACGCCGGCUCCGACUCGCCGUCGGCGGCGACGGCUCACCAGCUGCGUCGCGCGGGCCUGUCGCCGCUGGGACAGUACAUCACCGCCGGGCAGCUCGGCAAACCCUACCUGUGGGCGCAGCGGCUGGCCGGACUGGAGUUUAUCGCCGGCACGCAGGACCCUCCGGCGCCGGCGGCCGAGUCGGUGGCCGCCCUUCAUGUCGAAGCCACGAUGAAGCAGAUCCGCGCCCGACUCGAGGCGCGCGUGGCGCUCCAGGGCCAGCUGGACGCCAUAGGCGCGGGUAAGCUGCCGCUGCCUGAUCCGGUAUCGGCGCAGCUACCGGCCGCCCGCGAGUCGCGCCUCGUCUCGUGGCUCUCCAUCAGCCCCGAGACGUACCGCGCCUCGGGCGUGCUCUGCGCUGCCGAGCUGGACGAUUGCUGCGCCUGCUUCCUGGCGAAACUGGAGCACCCGGCAGGUCUGCAGCUGAGCUGUUACGUGGCGCUGAGUCCCCAGCACCCGCGGGUGCCGCCGCUCGUGGGCCUGAAACUGGCCACCAAACGGGGCGCCAGCAGCCCGCGCGCCGCCAGCUCAUCGGCACUCAGGGCGCUGGAGUGUGAGCUGAACGUCUCUGUACCGAGCCGUCUGGUCGGCGGCUCGAGGGCUGCCGUGCUGCCGGCCGUGCUGGCUACGGCGGCCACGGCGCUGGACGUGCUCCAGAGAACGGCCGACGGGGGCGGGGAGCCGACCCACCACCGACUGACGCUGCGGCCCCACCGCGGCCGGGACCGAGUGCCGCCACUGCGCUACGACCCAGCGCUGCACAUGUUCACGCACGGGACCGGCUGAGACGCUGUGGCAGCUCAAGAGGCUUUCGAGCUGGGAUGGGGGGGGGGAGGAGGUAAUGCUGCCCGACCGCUCGGUGUUUGACGGUAAUGGUGGACCGUCGCUCUCGCUAGCCGCCGCGCUGUUCGUAAACGACCGCGACAUAGAGUGAGGAGGGUUUGACGGCGGUACGGGGGGGGGGGGGGAGGGCGGAGGGGAGAACUGGUGAGCCGGCAGGGAUUGUACGGCUUCAUAAGCGGUGCGGGGCGAGUGCGGUGGAGUGCAGAGCCGACCGACCGCCGCGAUCCGGCUUGAUGUGGCGUCCGUGCUGGCUAAAUGGAGUUGGCAGUCCUGUUCGACCGUCCUUUGGCCAGCGAUGGAUGACGUAGUGUCUGAACUACCGGCUAGGAGAAUCGCUUGCCGAUUAAGCGGUAAAGCUACGUGUUUCUCUACUUUGUUUCAUGCAACAUUCGUUCAACAAACUUUCCUGUAUAACUGACGGCUGCGUCAUCCCUAGGAAGUUCAAACAGAAUCAUCUGAAUACGCAUUGGUGUGUAUUGUUCGAGUUCAACCAUUCACAGCAUACAGUAUACAUGGGAAUAUAUUGCG
Molecule: messenger RNA, 3106 nt
Organism: Amphibalanus amphitrite
Lineage: Eukaryota; Metazoa; Arthropoda; Thecostraca; Balanomorpha; Balanidae
Product: THO complex subunit 5 homolog
Exons: 15
Coding region: 641-2521 (626 amino acids)
Biological process (GO): positive regulation of DNA-templated transcription, elongation; mRNA export from nucleus
Cellular component (GO): THO complex part of transcription export complex
Molecular function (GO): mRNA binding
Source: RefSeq, a predicted model, not a curated record